AUGGAAGGUAUUUAUCUACCAGAACCUACAACUGAAAUUUGGGAACAAUCUGCGAAAGGGUUUAGAGAAAAGUGGCAAUUUCCAAAUUGCAUAGGUGCUAUUGAUGGAAAACAUGUUACAAUUAAAUGCCCCAAUAGAACAGGUUCAAAUUAUUUUUGUUAUUUGAACAAAUUUUCAAUAGUAUUAAUGGCUAUUGUCGAUCCAUACUACAAAUUUAUCUGUGUAGACAUCGGUGGUUUUGGAAAAAAUAGUGAUGGCGGAAUUUUUGAGGCCUCUAACAUAGGUCAAAGGUUUGAAGCAAAUCUUAUUAAUGUUCCGUAUCAUACACCAUUACCAGGGCAAAAUGAACCUUGUUCUCAUGUUUUGAUUGGAGAUGAAGCGUUUGCCCUUAAACCUUAUCUUAUGAGACCUUUUCCAUAUCGGCAAUCAAAACUUUGUCCUCGUAAGGAAAAUUACAACGUUCGGUUAUGUAGAGCACGAAGGGUUGUAGAAAAUGCUUUUGGGAUACUAUCCCAGAAAUGGAGGAUAUUUUUGAAACCAAUUACAACUAGUUGA
This is a messenger RNA of Onthophagus taurus, 555 nucleotides long. The record is from RefSeq and is a predicted model, not a curated record. Lineage: Eukaryota; Metazoa; Arthropoda; Insecta; Coleoptera; Scarabaeidae.